AUGUAUUGUGUAGGGCUCUACCUUGUCCGUGUCAUUUCGUAUGAUGCUUUGCAAGAGGAUUAUUCGUUAGGGCUCUCGAAAAUGAUCGAGGAAGCACCCAUAUUUGAAUCCCAGAUCUGUGAUGAACAAAAGUGGCACAGCAAACCCCAGAAAGACAAGUCUCGCAAGUUAGACAGUGGCAUGCUCAUGUUACCUGGCAAAGGAGGAACUACAGGCUGUAUUCAACAAAAUUCUGACUGGUUGUACUGGCAAAACCACAAAUGGAUGAAGGAGCUUCUGAAUACUUGUACCAGCACACCCAGUAACCAAGGCAUACAAAAUCCCACCAUAUCUGUUGCCACUAACAAGCAUCAGUUGUAUCAUUGGGGCUUCCGUGGCUCGCCACAAAAGAAGGAUGUCUAUACAGAUGGCCAUGAGCGUGAAGAUAUGAUGCAAGAUUGGAUAGAAUGGGCUGCACUCAUGGUCAAGGCCCAUCCCUUAUGGUCAGUGGUCUCCUCUCUGUUUGCUAUGGUCGCUUUGGUGUUGCCUGAUGGUGUUCUUUUAGUCGUGCUCGCUGACGCCCAAGGUCUUUUGAUUCCCAUAGCCUUUGCCAGCUGCCGCACACCUAAUUUAAAAUCAAUCAAAACUCUACGCAAUAUUCUCAAGACCUGUGAUUCAUUGGCCUUGGAUAUUAACUUCAAGACGAUCACUACUGACGCAGUUGCAGACUUGCCGCUCCAGCUAGUUUUUCCGAACAAUCCGACCAGCCACCCAGUCACCAACUGCCGAUACAAUUGGACUGGUUUGCAGGUUAAACAUAGCUUCACAUUGGAUCCUCACACCGGCCUGCUACGCCGUACCAAACACUCGCCACGCGAGCAACAUCUCAACAGCGACGCACACAACGUUGCCUCUGGUGCGACCUACGACCCCAGGAAUCACGUCCACCCUACCCUACUGACAGGAAUUGCCAUCGACGAGUUGACCAACCAAUUGUAUCGCCAAACCAUCUCGCGCCUCUGCUAA
Messenger RNA from Zychaea mexicana, 1005 nucleotides. RefSeq lists its product as uncharacterized. The transcript has 7 exons. Bases 1 to 1005 code for a protein of 334 amino acids. The record is from RefSeq and is a predicted model, not a curated record. NCBI's taxonomy places the organism in Eukaryota, Fungi, Mucoromycota, Mucoromycetes, Mucorales, Lichtheimiaceae.